AUGCAUCCCGUGUAUGCAGAAGUUCCCAUCCAGGUAAAUGCCACCCGGCUACUUCGCCUGGAACCCACUCGGGGCGACCACGAUGCUACUGUGUGCUGCUCACUACACGUUAUCUCACUGGGGGACUGCCCAGAGCACGAUGCUCUGUCCUACUGCUGGAGCGACCACACCGAGCAAAGAAACAUCAAAGUCAAUGGCUACGAUAUCGAGGUAACAAGCAAUCUGGAGAGCGCACUCCGCCAUAUGAGGCGCACGGAACAUCCGAGAUCGCUGUGGGUCGACGCGUUGUGCAUCAAUCAGCAAGACACAGCCGAGCGAAGCUCACAAGUCGCGCUGAUGCAUGAGAUUUACCAGAAAGCCACCAGAACACGCGCGUGGCUUGGAGAGAAUCGCAACAGCGGAGAAUCCGCCCUCGAGUUCCUGACCUGGUAUGCUGGUCGAAAAGCACUUAUGAACCCAUCCGAUGUUGGCGGCCGCCAUGAGGACUAUGAAACUGAAGGCUGGUCAACUGUGACUGACCUCAUGCAGCGGCCCUACUGGCGCCGACUAUGGGUCAUGCAGGAGAUUGCUUUGUCUUCGAGUCAGCCUAUGGUGAUAUGUGGAAAGAAAAGCAUCUCCUGGUACACUCUGCUCUCGGCUCUAGGAACUGGUGAGUCUGCACACUAUGCGGCGCGUCUGAACAGAGUGAGAGGAGCCACCAAUCGUUACGCAAAGCAAGAAUCUGCCAAGACGCCAAACACUCAAGGUCGACACAUUAUCUUUCUACUUUCACACUCAUCAGGCUUCAAGACAACAGUGCCCGUCGACGGGGUAUACGCAUUGUAUGGCUUACUUAGGGUUGCUGGCAUCGCUGACUUCAAGCCAGAUUAUACGAAAAGUGCUGCAGAGGUCUACAAGGACACGACUGCGUACGUAUUGCGCCUGAAAGACGGUCUAGACAUGCUUGAGCUGCGCUCUCACGAUCAAGUGAACGAUCUUCCAAGUUGGGUUGUCGACCUGUCAAAACAGUCUCCUCUAUCAUUUCCAGUACCAAGCAAAAGGCUGUGGGAGAGAUCAGACCAGCCAGGUGCCGCCCGACCAUCAAAUAUAAUCAUGGAUGCCAGUCUUGCAAUUCUGACCACGACCGGCACUGUCAUCGAUGAAGUUGAGCUUGUCGAACCAAUUCCUACAUGCCUAGCAACGGCGUUCCGGCGCGCGGCUGAGGCAUCACCAGUGCCUUCAUCAGGCGAAGAAAGCUUGCGUUCGAGCAACAGCUCAGCAUUAGAGUACUGGGCACGAACGGCAGACUGUGGCCAUUCGGUAUUGUUGUGCCGGACCGUGCUCGAGUAUCUGUCCAAAUACCAGGAUGCUGUCAGUUUCUUUAACGCAAACAAGACAGACGCUACCACUUCGUGGCAACCUCGUCCUUGGGAUUGGAAGCAGAUGCUACAAGAAGCGCCGACGUGUGACCUGCACAGUGAGCCACCGGCGACUGAAGUAGAAAAGGGCUUUGAUGAGCGGUACUUCGCCGCUUCCACUCCACAUCUAUGCACACUUGGCUUAAUGCUACAUGGACGUCUGUGCUUUCGAGCUAAGGAGAACUUUAUCGGCGUUGGCCUUGUGGGACUUCAGCCAGGUGACAAGAUCGUAGCCUUCCAGUCUACCAAGCAGCUACACGUCCUACGACCUGUUCACGGCUUCCAUCGUUAUGUAGGUGCUGCGAUCCUGGUGGAACAGAGUCACGAAGAUGGGCCAUCGCAGGUCUCUUUAUCCAACCUCUUCAUGAGAGUCCGCUCUCGAGACAUGCCAGACCUGCAAUUCAUUAUUCAGUAG
Molecule: messenger RNA, 1812 nt
Organism: Fulvia fulva
Lineage: Eukaryota; Fungi; Ascomycota; Dothideomycetes; Mycosphaerellales; Mycosphaerellaceae
Product: Heterokaryon incompatibility protein 6, OR allele
Exons: 1
Coding region: 1-1812 (603 amino acids)
Source: RefSeq, a predicted model, not a curated record